UUAGUCAUUACAAUUUACAAGUAUCUCCUAAUAUAAUCUUUGUUACAAAAUGUUGUCAAAAAGUAGCCUCUCUCAGAGGAACUCGAGAAAUUAUUCAUCUCUUAAUGUAGAACCGGCGUCCCUAUCCCCAACCAUUGAUGGAAUUGAGUCACAAUCAAAUGCUUCAUUGGACACUCAGAACCCUACAACCACCGUCGCCGCCGCCCCCGCAGCCACGGGGAGAUCCAAGACGACCGUCCAUGUAACAGCCCUCGACGGCAUAGUGAACGUCAACUCACUCUUCACCAUGGCAAUCUUCAUAGGCUUCUCCCUAACUGUGCCUGCUGCCGGCAGCGCCGGGAAUGACCCGUCAUGCAUCGCUAGCGUCAAACAAGUCAGGAGACUUAUCGUUUUUGAAGUGAUUUCGUUCAGCUUCUUUCUCUUUUCCUCACUCAUAGCUCAAAGUCUUAAACUGGCAAUCAACUUGCUGAACAGCUUAGAUGCAACUGACCCUCAUAAAGCUGAUAUUGACUCUUCUUUCCACAAAUACGCCUUGUUUGGUUCCGCCAUUGGAUCUGUAUUGGGAUGUGUGUUCUUGAUGCUUUCGAUUGUGGAUUUCGUUCAAGUGAAACUGGGCGUGCUUUCUUGUGGAGGUGAACCUGUAUACGCCGUCGUAACACUGGUUGUAUCAGUAGGUUCUGCCUUACUGAUUUAUAUUACUACUUCCAUAUGUGCAUCAUUUUUUAUGUAAUCUAUUUUUUAGAGAGAAAUAGUGGAUUAUGAUUAGAUCUGCAAUAAAAGUGAAAGUGAAACUUGUCUACUUUACUCCUAAUUAUAUCAAUUGAGUUGAGAAUUUUUCUCACACUUUUCACUCA
Molecule: messenger RNA, 854 nt
Organism: Olea europaea var. sylvestris
Lineage: Eukaryota; Viridiplantae; Streptophyta; Magnoliopsida; Lamiales; Oleaceae
Exons: 2
Coding region: 50-730 (226 amino acids)
Source: RefSeq, a predicted model, not a curated record